Marchantia polymorpha subsp. ruderalis is the source of this 738-nucleotide messenger RNA. Lineage: Eukaryota; Viridiplantae; Streptophyta; Marchantiopsida; Marchantiales; Marchantiaceae. The record is from the annotation of a GenBank genome assembly.
AGUUUGUGACAGUUCGAUUUUUUAGAACAUCUGUAGAAAUGGCCAACAAUGCCAAUGCUUACAAACACCAGAAGGCUGAAGGACCAGCGACAGUUCUUGCCAUUGGCAAAGCCACUGCUCCUAGAGCCUUUCCUCAAAGCUUCUGGGCUUCGAAUGUGAAGCAUAUCAUGCUCUACCAGCAAGGUUGCUUUGGAGGAGCUACUGUUCUGCGAGUUGCCAAAGAUCUGGCUGAGAACAACAAGAGCGCCAAAGUACAGGCAGUGGUGAGCGAACUCACUUCUGUAACGUUCAACGCACCUAACGAGGAACUUCUGGACAAUCUGGUGGGUUCAGCCAUCUUCGGUGAUGGAGCUGCAAUCCUGGUCAUUGGUUCUGAUCCGGUCCCUGAGUUCGAGAUUCACUGGUCAGAUGAGAACAUUCUACCAGAAAGUGAUGGUGCCAUUGAGGGACGCCUGACUGAGGCAGGCCUUAUUUUCCAUCUGCUGAAGGAUGUUCCCGGCCUGAUCUCCAGAAACUCUCUUCUCAUCUUCAACAAGGCAAUCGAGGGAGGUCGUGCCAUUCUGGACGAAGUGGCCAAAACAUUGAACUUGAAUUCAGAGAAGAUGGAGAUGAGGAGGCGGUCAGCUGGGAAGAAGAGUAGCACAACUGGAGAAGGUUGUGAAUGGGGACUAAUAGUGGGUUUCGGACCUCGUUUGACGAUUGAAGUCUAGGUCUUUAAAGCAGUUGCUACUGGUCAUU